This is a messenger RNA of Hibiscus syriacus, 1450 nucleotides long. Its product is annotated as tryptophan--tRNA ligase, chloroplastic/mitochondrial-like. Gene Ontology annotation, cellular component: mitochondrion; chloroplast. Lineage: Eukaryota; Viridiplantae; Streptophyta; Magnoliopsida; Malvales; Malvaceae. The transcript is spliced from 15 exons. Bases 108 to 1361 code for a protein of 417 amino acids. The record is from RefSeq and is a predicted model, not a curated record. Gene Ontology annotation, molecular function: ATP binding; tryptophan-tRNA ligase activity. Gene Ontology annotation, biological process: tryptophanyl-tRNA aminoacylation.
UACCGGAUCAAACGGUCUCGUUUUCUCGCUCGUUUCCUUUUAGCUGGAUAAAUCCAUUUUUCCAAACACAAAUUGGAAAACUGCUCCGAGAAAAGAAGUGGAGAAGAAUGGGGCGCGCAGCUCUCUCGCAAUUCCUCAUCCUGUCCAAUUCCUCUCCUCGCCUUUCAUCUUCACUCAGGUCUUUUGGCGGAUUUCGAAGCAAAUGCUUGAAAAGGCCCGGAUUCGUCCGACAAAGUCGCGCUAUAAAUGGACACAAUGCCGCCGGUUUCCAGUGCUGCUGCAGCGUAUCGCUCUCUCAGCCGGUGGCUCCUGAUACUUCUCCAAGUUCGGUCAGGAAGAGGAUAGUGUCAGGAGUCCAGCCAACAGGAGCUAUCCACCUUGGGAAUUAUCUUGGUGCCAUAAAGAAUUGGAUUGCGCUUCAGAACUUAUAUGACACACUCUUCUUCAUUGUGGACCUCCAUGCGAUUACACUACCAUAUGAUACACAACAGUUGUCAAAGGCAUCCAGGAAUACAGCAGCUAUUUAUUUGGCAUGUGGUGUGGACACCUCAAAGGCUUCUGUCUUUGUGCAGUCACAUGUUCGUGCUCAUGUAGAAUUGAUGUGGCUACUGAGUUGUGCCACACCAAUUGGUUGGCUAAACAGAAUGAUUCAGUUUAAAGAGAAAUCUCGCAAAGCGGGAGAUGAAAAUGUUGGAGUUGCUCUAUUGACAUAUCCAGUUCUGAUGGCUUCUGAUAUUCUUUUGUAUCAGUCUGAUUUUGUCCCAGUUGGUGAAGAUCAGAAGCAGCAUUUGGAAUUGACUCGUGAGUUAGCUGAGCGUGUUAACUAUUUAUAUGGAGGAAGGAAGUGGAAAAAACUGGGAGGGCGUGGUGGCCCUAUUUUUAAGGUCCCUGAGCCCCUAAUACCACCUGCCGGAGCACGAGUUAUGUCCCUCACUGAUGGUCUUUCAAAGAUGUCCAAGUCUGCACCUUCUGAUCAGUCUCGAAUCAAUCUUCUUGACCCCAAAGACGUGAUAGCAAACAAGAUAAAGCGUUGCAAGACUGACUCAUUUCCUGGCUUGGAAUUUGACAACCCUGAACGUCCUGAAUGCAACAAUCUUCUGUCCGUAUAUCAGAUAAUUUCAAGCAAGACAAAAGAGGAAGUUGCACAGGAAUGCCAAGAUAUGAACUGGGGCACGUUCAAAAUCCUCUUAACAGAUGCAUUAGUUGAUCAUUUACACCCUAUCCAGGUUCGAUACGAGGAAAUCAUUGCUGAUCCGGCUUAUUUGGACGGUGUCUUGGCAGAAGGGGCUACGAAAGCUGCAGCUAUAGCGGACGCUACUCUCGAGAACGUCUACCAAGCAAUGGGAUUCUUGCGCAGAUGAAUGAAAAUGGUCUGUAUACAAAACCUUAACAAGUAUGAUUUUAUUGUCUUUUGCCUUAUUCUCAUGCUGGUGAAGUUCUUAUUUAUUUA